AUGAACACACCGGUACCACUAAAAGCCUGGCUGAAGGACUCUGAUGCAGAUUCAUUUCAGUGGCUGAGUACCAAAAAAGAUGGCUUUCAGUUUGAGUACACUGAGAGCAGCGUGGUGCAGAUGAGAUUCCUAAGACUCAACAGCAAUCUGGCUAGCCAGAACAUAACCUUCGCCUGCCAGCCAGGCAGCAGGCAAGGAACAACAGAGAGGGAGAUUAAGUUCCUCGCUGACACAAGGAGGCAAAGUUAUGUGGGGACAUUACGUGAUUGUAUGCCUGCUGAAGCAUUUGACCUUGGAUCCCAGGAGUCUGUGUUCCAGUUUGAGACCAACGACCUGGUUCUCCUACCAAUCAGAGACUUGGCUUUGUUUGGCAACAGUGACCUCAUCGAGGAGUUCAGCUUCACUGUUGGGCCUGUUUGCUUCAGUUAGGACCAAUUGCACACGCUUGGCCAGGAGGACAGCUGAGUUUAGGACUGCCUUUCAUUUGGCCCUCCAGCAGAGGAGAGCUGGAGUUAGGAAACAGCAGAAAAUGAAAGAAACAGUACAAGGAAGCCUUUUUGUACUGUCUGGGACCAGGAAAUCAUGUAUAUCAGCAGGAAAUGGCAACUGAACAUUCUAAACUGUUUGUCUUACUUUUCAGGUGGCAGUUACAUUUUGGUUUAAGCAGAUUAUCACAUGGUUUUGUUUACAAAGGCUUUAAAAACUUGAUCCUGGUGCUUAUUUAUAUGUUGGUUAUGUUUAUGGUUAUUUUGCCUAGAUUGUGUAUAGAUUAUUUGUACUAUCAAGUGCUGGAUUUCCUUUUUUACAUCAGGUAUGUUCAUGACCAGCAAACUGUGGAACAAAUCUGUGUCAGAUCUCUCCAACAAUGUGCUCUAAAUUAGAGACACGGCUAACUUUGAUGAACAAUACAAAACCUCACCACCAUUCCACACAUUUUUUUAGAGUCCAACUUUCAACAUUUACCCCUUUAUUAACAUUUCUUCACAAGCACAGGUUCCUCCACUUGGGACUGCAGUUAAUAUUUCUAUUGACAUUGCCAAGAUACAUUAUUAACUGAUCAAUUAAUAUUUCUAUUGACAUUGCCAGGAUACAUUAUUAACUGAUCAAUUAAUAUUUCUAUUGACAUUGCCAUGAUACAGUACAUUAUUAACUGAAAUAGAUUGGUCAUUUGUAUUUUGUUCAGGUAUCAUUUAUAUUACCCUGUCUGUGCACAAGAUUAGUUAAUUCUGUCUUACACAUACCUUGUUGUCAUUUAGGGCAACGUGUAUAUGAUAAGGCUGAAACACAUCUUCUUCACAUACUGACAUCUAAAAGCUUUAAAGGGACAGAUCACCCCCAAAAGACUUUCCAUGACGUACAUUUAAAGCUAGUAUUAACCUGUACUAUGUUUCUUUGUCUAUGAAACAUAAAAUUAGGAGCUUUUUAUGCCUAGACAUUGCAAUCAAUGUUCUCUACCUUACUCCCAUCUUGCUUUGACAUGGCAUGUUUCAACUUAAGCUGUUUCCCAUCACGUAUGGAUCAGAUCCAGAUUUUGGACAUACAGAAUUAUUGCCCCUAAAGUUUUGCAUGAAGUAUACAUUGAUGUGGUUGCCUUAGCUGGCUGAGACAAUACUGUUUCUUUUGUAUUUGUAUUUGUUUUGUUUUGUUUUGGGCUGUCAUUUUCUUAGAUGUAUAUUAGUUAUAUUUUUCUAAUCUUACUGUAAUUUAUGGUGGUAAUUUUGGUAAUUUAUAUAGACAUCAUACCAUCUCCUAACCUCAAUAAAUGCCAUGGCAGAUACCAUCUUGUAACUGUUUUUUUUUUUUGUUUGUUUGUUUGUUUGUUUUUUUGCGGUAGUAAUAAAAAAACCUAAGAUGAUGAUACAUUUUGGCCAUCAAGAUGUUUACAGGGUGUUACAUGUCCAGGGUUAAGAUUUAUUUUUCUCACUGCUAGGAGGCAUGCUUGGCUCUUUCAAGGUUAGAUAACACUUUAGAACUGUCAAGGGGUGUCAGCUGUGGUGCCAUCUGAUAACAUAUUCUCCCUCUCGGCUUUUUAAAAGCAACUUCUGCAGUAUUAUCUUGAAAUGUCCAAAUUCAUUGGUAGUCUAUAAAGAGUGUUAAAGUCCUCUUCAAAGUUAAAGUAACACUAUGCAACAAUUUGACACUUUUUGAGAUAUGGUUUUAUAGGCAACUAGUUUUGGUACCAUCCUCAAAUUAAUUUUGAUAGCAUAUGGUCAUGUGAA
Messenger RNA from Clupea harengus (Atlantic herring), 2219 nucleotides. RefSeq names its product collagen alpha-1(III) chain. Lineage: Eukaryota; Metazoa; Chordata; Actinopteri; Clupeiformes; Clupeidae. The transcript has 4 exons. Gene Ontology annotation, molecular function: extracellular matrix structural constituent. The record is from RefSeq and is a predicted model, not a curated record. The coding region runs from base 1 to 429 and encodes 142 amino acids.